CAGUCACCGGACACAUCGGCUAACGCCCUUGAUUAAUGAUUCCCGGUAAACCGGCUACCUAGUAAUCCUCUUCCAGUGCUCUUUCCAAACCAGUGAUGCUGGGUAUAAAAUGGGAUAUACUCUCUGUUAUAUCCUUUUCCCUUACUCCCAUCGGAUUGUUCGCCGCAAGUUAGGUUUCGUCGACUCUAUCUGUCAUUCAUCACCGUCGUACUGUCCAACGAUGUCAUCUCGCACUGUCACCACUGCUUCGACCUCGAAAUCCAGUGACAAGGGUAGGUCUGCAGUCGUAGUUCCACGUCCAUCAGCGAGUCUAGUAGUCGUAAAUGGUCAGAAUGAAGUGUUGUUAGUGCAGAGGAAUCCUCGAGCUGUUGCUUUUGGUGGGGUUACGGUAUUCCCAGGAGGGAACUACGAUCGAACCCAAGAUGACUCGUUCGAAAUAACCGCUAUACGAGAAACAUUCGAAGAAUCAGGGCUCCUCAUGGCUUCCCCUACCACGCCCGGUGGUGCGCUCCCAACGGACUCGGUACUUGACGAAGCUAGACACGCAAUCCAUAGCCAGAAGAUGAGGUUUAGAGAGUUUUUAGAUCAGCACGGGCUGAAGCCCGACACGGAUUCGUUAAUGCCUUUUACUCAGUGGAUUACACCUGUCGGUCCGCCGAGACGGUUCCACACGAGAUUCUACGUGUCAUUCCUCCCUUCCGCGUCGUCUUCGGGAUUCACGUCUGGAGAUAAACAAGCGCGAUUACCCAAACCAGAUGGCGGCAAAGAAGUUAUCACAGCCCGCUUUCUCCAUCCGAAAGCUGCUAUUGCCGAAUUUGACUCGCAAAAAAUCACGUUCAUGCCUCCUCAAUACUACAUCCUCCACACACUCGCUUCCAUUCUUAAAGGCUCCGUCAACACCCCAGAACAACGCGCUAAAGUCCGAGAACUGGCGUAUGGAAAGUUUGGUAGGAUGGUGAUCAACCCGCGGCGUCUGAAAGGAGCUGAAGAAGCUGCCGGACUCGCCGUUUUGACGUACGAAGGCGAUGAGACGAGGGGCGGGUCUCCAGGGAGGAGACAUAGGGCGACUAUUUUUGCUCGGCAGGGUGGUAUCACGGAGAAGAUCGUGUUAGAACGAAACUUCGAUAUUUAUACUGAGAUUGAGGAGAACGCUUUCUUACAACGUCAGGGUUCGGCAGUGGCAUCCAAAUUGUAGAUUUGUACGACAGCAUAGACUCAGUUAAUUAUACUAAUAUAUCCGGAUUUUGGAUGAUCGGG
Marasmius oreades (fairy-ring Marasmius) is the source of this 1257-nucleotide messenger RNA. RefSeq lists its product as uncharacterized. The transcript is spliced from 5 exons. NCBI's taxonomy places the organism in Eukaryota, Fungi, Basidiomycota, Agaricomycetes, Agaricales, Marasmiaceae. Gene Ontology annotation, molecular function: hydrolase activity, acting on acid anhydrides, in phosphorus-containing anhydrides. Bases 110 to 1195 code for a protein of 361 amino acids. Gene Ontology annotation, cellular component: mitochondrion. The record is from RefSeq and is a predicted model, not a curated record.